GGCCUUCCGUCUAAUUUCCGAUCUUAAAAUUUCAUCUGCAGAAAACUAAUGGUUUUAAAUUGAGAAAAAGACAAAACUCUAACCCUGGUGAUUUUAAAUAAUAUGUUUGAAAAUGUGCGGACGAACGUCAUGUACUUUGGAGCCCGAUGAAUUGGCGAAGUCAUGUCAGUAUGUAAAUGACAGGGGAGAGAAUAGGAAGCCACAAUGGCAUACUAGUGACUGCAGCAAAUUUAUGCCAUCACCAAACAUAAGUCCACAGUCAUUCACCCCUGUACUUGUGUCCGCAUGUAAGGUCAUCUCUGAAGAAAAUAAGGAAUUGAUGUCGAAUGACGAGAGUAUGUUGAAAAUGAUGAAGUGGGGCUUGAUUCCUUCAUGGCAUCGUGGUGAUCCAAGUUCCUUUGGAUACAAGAUGAACAAUGCGAGAAUUGAGUCCAUUAUGGAAAAGAAGUCAUUUAAAGGACCUUUGGAAAAGGGUAGAAGAUGUGUUGUGCUUGCCGAAGGAUUCUAUGAGUGGCAAGUAGUCAAAGGCAGCAGAGAAAAGCAGCCAUAUUUUGUAUACUUCAAGAGAGACAUAAAGCCCUGUGACAACAAUAAUAAACCAUUUGAGGAUGACAAAUCAAGCAAACCUCUUUUAACCAUGGCCGGUAUAUUUGAUGUGUGGCACUCAUCCGAGGAAGGAGAACCAUUGUAUAGUUACUCUGUGAUCACAUUGGAAGCAAAGGCACCAUUUAGAAACAUCCACCAUCGAGUACCAGCUCUUUUGAAAGAUGAAGACUCGGUACACCAGUGGCUUCAUUCUGAGGAAGUGGAUUACAAGCAGGCAUUGAAGCUUCUUUCUGCUGAUGAUUAUCUUGAUUGGCACCCCGUUUCAAAAGCUGUCAACAAUUCACGUUACAAAGAACUGGAUUGCACCAAAGCAAUUGAUUUAACACUUGUUGAUAAAAUGAAAAAUCGAAGUAAAAUUACAAAUUGGUUUGAAGCAUCUCCUAAAAAACGUGAAUCUACAUCCGGAACUAAUGCAGAACCAGCUGUUAAAAGGGAAAAACUGGAGCAAUAACACAUGAUAAGUGUGCUUAAAUAUGUUAUGAAUCCUUCGAUGUAUUUUCAUUUACCAGGUUCAAGAAUUAAACUAAAAUUGCCAAAUA
Messenger RNA from Xenia sp. Carnegie-2017, 1145 nucleotides. RefSeq names its product abasic site processing protein HMCES-like. The record is from RefSeq and is a predicted model, not a curated record. Gene Ontology annotation, biological process: DNA damage response. NCBI's taxonomy places the organism in Eukaryota, Metazoa, Cnidaria, Anthozoa, Malacalcyonacea, Xeniidae. The coding region runs from base 113 to 1057 and encodes 314 amino acids. Gene Ontology annotation, molecular function: single-stranded DNA binding. The transcript has 8 exons.